AUGACAGAUACUCGCAUACCAUUCCAAAUUUAUCUUGAGGAUACUAAAGCAACUAUAAUUCUUCAAUUAACGGCAGCAGAAGCUGAAAGAGCAACUAAAGAUAAUGCAUUUGUAUUAAGAUUAAUAAACCAACACAAUGCAAGGCGAAAGGAAUCAGUUUUACAGAUUUAUGAAACCACGGAUAACGAAAUUGAUACUUAUAUGCUUGAUGAAGAUACAUCUUCUGCUUCAUGUUCAUCUGCUUUAGAGACAAAUUCCUUGCAUAUCUCAUCUAAACAUGUACAAUCAGUAAAAUCGACACAAAAUGUCAAAGAGUCAACUGAAAAUGACAAAACUUUAUUUCUAUGGUCUUCAAAGAACGUAUAUUUGCUCUUGGAAAAAUAUGAGGAACGAAUGAAUGAGUUCUCUUCAGGUACAAAACGUCAUUUUAAAAUCUGGGAAAGCAUUGCAAGCGACAUGAAAAACGUUAAUCCAGAAUUUACAGCGUCAGGCAUACAAUGUCAGUCAAAAAUGAAUAGCAUGAAAAAGAUGUUUCAAAAAAUCAUAGACCACAAUAGUGUGUCUGGAAAUGAUCGAAAGUCAUGGCAAUAUUUUGAGAAGCCAAAGUCUGAAAAAGUUUUAGAUGAAUUUAUAAAGCAAAUGAAGCAAGAUAGGCAGGAAAGAGAAAUGAUAAAAGAGAAAAGGAAGCUAACUGUAUUACAGGAACUAAAAGAAGAAAAAGGAAAACAACAUAAAGAAAAAAUGGAUAUAAUGGAUGAUAAUGCUAUAGAGAGAAAUAUAGUGAGACAUUUUGUCGAAGAAUUACAAAAUCAAUUACCAAAUAAUUUUUAUGCGAGACGUGGUAUACGCUGGAAAAAUAAAAAUUAUUAUGAAAGAAUAGUUCCGUUGUAUACUAAUAACGUAUAUAAAGAACAUUUUAGGAUGUCAAGAAUAGCUAUAGAGGAAUUAGUAAAUAUAAUUGGAAAUGCAAUGGAUGAAAAUUAAAACUAUCCAGUGGAAUUACAGAAGAAAGUAUUAUUUACGAUCUGGAUUUUAGCGAAACAAGAAAGUUAUCUUUCAGUAGGAGAUAGCUUUGGCCUAUCAAAAAGUACCAGACAUGGUAUAGUAAAAGAAAUUGUAAAUGUAUUGGUCCAGUUAAUACCACAAUAUAUCGUAUGGCCUAACAGACAAAUGUGCAACGUAUCAUCUACUGUUUUUGAUCGACGUUCAGGUGGUUUUCCUGGUGUUGUAGGUGCGAUCGACGGUGUCCAUAUACAAUGUAAGGCUCCUCCUGGAAACGCUAAUGAUUACUACAACAGAAAAGGAUUUCAUUCCAUUAUCUUGCAAGGUGCAUGUGAUCACACAGGCCGUUUUAUUAAUAUAUACACUGGACUACCAGGCCGUAUGCACGAUGCUCGUGUUUUUAGAUACAGUAACCUGUACAGACAAUUAACAAAUGCGGAAGAUCCAUUAUUACCAUCACAACUACAUUUAAUAGGAGAUGCAGCAUACCCUUUACUACAUAAUUUAAUGACUCCAUAUAAAGAUACCGGUCAUUUGACAAGAAAACAAAUAAUUUACAACACCAAAUUAUCAUGUAUUCGCAGUAUUAUCGAAAGAACUUAUGGUUUUUUAAAAACAAAAUUUCGAAGGCUUUAUUAUUUAAAUAUCAGUGACUUUGAAUUAGGACAAAAAAUGAUAGCAGCUGCAUGCAUAUUACAUAAUUUUAUGAUUAAUAGAGAAGAAAUAAAUUUUGCAGACGAAAUAGAAAUAGAAAAUAACUUAAUGUUAUUACGCGAUAUUAUAGAUCCACUUGAACUUGAUGAAAAUGCUUCCGCUGUUGCAAAACGGGAUAUUAUGCGUUCAUUUAGAUAA
This is a messenger RNA of Cyphomyrmex costatus, 1854 nucleotides long. RefSeq lists its product as uncharacterized. The transcript is spliced from 8 exons. Lineage: Eukaryota; Metazoa; Arthropoda; Insecta; Hymenoptera; Formicidae. The record is from RefSeq and is a predicted model, not a curated record.